CUUUGAAUCAGGUAGUGAUUUCUUUCAAAGAAGCUUUGGAAGGGGGAAGAGGGAUGAGGGUCCAAGGAGUUCAUCACCAGAACCACCACAUAACAUCAACAAAACCAACACCAGUCUUCCCCAUUACCCUUUAUAAUUGCUCCAAAACCCAUAUCCUGAACAGAGUGAACCACAAGCAAACACAAACGCAAAGGCUAAGGAUUUGUGGAAUCCCGGCAACACUAGGAUCAAUAUCAAGUAAGAGAUUUCCAAGCAUAUCAACAGCAGCAGCAGCUCAGCCAUCACAGCCUCUGGACCUAACAGAAGAUAACAUUAGACAAGUCUUAGCCGAUGCCAGAGACGAAUUUGGUCACCUCUUUGACACUUCAGUUGGCAUGACAGGACAAGUUGAUCUUGCUGAUCUAGAUGGACCCUUUGUGAAGAUCAGUCUCAAAGGCCGGUUUUGGCAUGAACGCAGUCUUGUUCUGGCUAGGCUGGCCAACUAUCUCAAGAAGAGAAUCCCUGAAAUUUUGGAGGUCGAUAUAGAAGAUGAGAAACAAUUGGACGACAGCCCUGCAAACUUUUAGGAUAUAUAAGUAAAAGUGAGAAGCUUACCAAAAACAGCAGGAGCUUGUAAAACGAUCAAUUAACUUGCAAUUUGGUUCCCCAAGCAAGACACUAGAAAGCUAGCCCUGUAGGCAGAAAUUGUUUAUAGACGUCUUUUAUGUGGAACAUGUCUUCUCAAUUUUUGAAGUAGAGUACUACUAUAUGUCGAUGAAAUUAUGACUUUGAACACAUUACAUAUAUAUGAGUUUCACCAGGCGGCAACUCUUUACAUGCCCAUC
Messenger RNA from Fragaria vesca subsp. vesca, 824 nucleotides. RefSeq lists its product as uncharacterized. Bases 54 to 566 code for a protein of 170 amino acids. Lineage: Eukaryota; Viridiplantae; Streptophyta; Magnoliopsida; Rosales; Rosaceae. The transcript has 4 exons. The record is from RefSeq and is a predicted model, not a curated record.